Prionailurus viverrinus (fishing cat) is the source of this 5047-nucleotide messenger RNA. RefSeq names its product zinc finger CCHC-type containing 24 (gene ZCCHC24). The transcript is spliced from 4 exons. The coding region runs from base 174 to 899 and encodes 241 amino acids. The record is from RefSeq and is a predicted model, not a curated record. Gene Ontology annotation, molecular function: zinc ion binding; nucleic acid binding. NCBI's taxonomy places the organism in Eukaryota, Metazoa, Chordata, Mammalia, Carnivora, Felidae.
CGGCGGCGGCGGCGGCGGCUGCGGGCAGCGCGCUGGGCGCACGGCACUGGGCGAUCGCCGUCGGGGCUCGGGCGGUGGGCAGUGGGCGCAGGCUCCCCGGUGCCCGCCCCUCCGCUGCGGAGGGGGGGGGCGCGAGCGGGCGGCCGGGGAGGGGCCGGCACCGCCGCCGCAAAAUGAGCCUGCUGUCGGCCAUCGACACGAGCGCCGCUUCGGUGUACCAGCCCGCCCAGCUGCUCAACUGGGUCUACCUGUCGCUGCAGGACACGCACCAGGCGAGUGCCUUCGAUGCCUUCCGGCCGGAGCCGCCCGCCGGCGCCGCGCCCCCUGAGCUGGCCUUCGGGAAGGGCCGCCCGGAGCAGCUGGGCUCGCCCCUGCACUCCAGCUAUCUCAACAGCUUCUUCCAGCUGCAGCGCGGAGAGGCUCUGAGCAGCAGUGUGUACAAGAGCGCCUCGCCCUAUGGCUCCCUCAACAACAUCGCCGAUGGCCUCAGCUCCCUCACCGAGCACUUCUCUGACCUGACCCUCACCUCUGAGACCCGCAAGCCCAGCAAGCGGCCCCCACCCAACUACCUGUGUCACCUGUGCUUCAACAAAGGACACUACAUCAAGGACUGCCCCCAGGCACGCCCCAAAGGCGAGGGUCUGACCCCGUACCAGGGCAAGAAGCGCUGUUUCGGCGAGUAUAAGUGCCCCAAGUGCAAGAGAAAAUGGAUGAGCGGGAACUCCUGGGCCAACAUGGGGCAGGAGUGCAUCAAGUGCCACAUCAACGUGUACCCGCACAAGCAGAGACCCCUGGAGAAGCCCGAUGGCCUGGACGUGUCCGACCAGAGCAAGGAGCACCCCCAGCACCUCUGUGAGAAGUGCAAGGUGCUGGGCUACUACUGCCGCCGAGUGCAAUGAGCCGCCGCCAGCCCGCUGCGCCCACAGCCGCCUUCCUGCCAGCCAGAGACCACGCCCCCCUCCCCGUGUCUCUCCGUGCUGCGUGCGUGGGGGCGGAGCCUCGCAGCCUUACCGGCCUAGGCAGGGGGCGUCUUAGGUUCUUGUCUCGCGUGUGUUGACAAACAGUGUUACUGACAUAGCUGCCCCCACAGAAAGCCGGGUCUCUGGGACUCUCUACAGGUGGGCCUGGGGUCAGUGCAGAAGGGGCAAGGGUGAGCGGAGGUCAGUACACAGGACCCCAUAAAGCCCUGGGUGUCCCCUGCAGGGUCCCUUCCUCUGAGACUCCCUUUGGGCUGAGCAGCCUUGCAUUGGCCACAAGUGCACUAAAUUUACUGUGAAUCCCAAAGCCUGCAGGGGACUGUCUCCCCAGGACUACCCAGGCCUCCUUCUCUACCCAGAACCUUCCAGUCUGCCCUGAGUGCAAAGCCACUCAGAGAGCCCUACUUUUCUGUCCUGUUUGUGUCAGCAAUCCUGGCUAGCUGACACCGGUUCUAGCAGCUGCUGGGGAGUGGGCAUCUCUGCCCCCUGCCCACCAUGAGCCCCAAAACCGACUGCCUCUGACAUCAUUAGCAUUGCAUACCCUAGACCCAGAGGUCAGGGACAGGGAGGCACUGAAUGUUGGACAGCGUUCCACGGUGUGACCUGGGGCAUAUCAGACAAUGCCUCCCCUGCCCCCCACCACACGUGUUUUCCACUUGGGAUUGGAUUUUGUGCUUGGAUUUUGUCAGGCCCAUUCUCUACCCUUUUCCUUCACCUCCCCCCAACACUAGGGGCCACCCCCUGAUCGAGGCUGAAGGGCCCAGUGGGGAAGGCACUCUGGCAGGACAGACGCAGGCCUGGUGUCCUGGAGACCUGGGUUCAAAUGCUGGCCCUGCUGCUGACACACUACGUAGCCUUGGGAAGAACUUCUCAUCUCCGGCCCUCAGUUUCCCCACUAGUUAAGUGAGAGAGUGACUCCAGAGAGCAGAGGCCCGUUUCAGUGCUGGGAUUCACAUGGAGCCUUAUUUGGAGAGGCCGUCCAAGUCCCAGACUGCACACCGCCACCCAUCAGUCACUUAGGUGAGAAUUGAGGGGCGCCAGUCUUCUCGUCACCCCCUGUCACCCCCGCCCCGCCUGAGGUCCCCCAUCCCUGCAAAAAUGAGGGAGAAGGAUCCCUGUCACACUUGGCAACCCCAAUGUAAGCUACAGAACUUCUCAUUUAUAAAAUGGGGACAGUGAUUUCCUACCUCCCAAGGGAGCAGGGAGGCCUCUGGGCAAGUCACGUUGGUCAGAACGCUGUCCUGGCUGGUGGGAGGGAUCACGCUCCCCUCUCUUCUCUCUCCCCCCGGUGAGAAGUCCUAAUUUUGUUGUCCCAUCAUCCUUCCUUUCUCCCAGGGAGAGGGAGAGAGCCAUCUGUCAGGACUGGGUCACUUGAUUUUGCCCCAACAUCAUGCCUCUGUGGGAAAAAAAAAAAAAAAUCAGACCAUGAAAUGGGCCUGAAAUUCAGUGUUUACCGUGGCUCAAGGUCACCCAACGGGUGCCCAAUCGCCUUUUGUUUUCAAAUGAAAAUGCUGUGUACGACUGAGGAGUUACAGUGAAGUGUUAACCAGGGGUCCAGGGAGCACGUUGAAGAGACGGAGUGAGUGUAUUUGCAGCCAGGGGGGCUGCAGGGUAGAUAUCAGGGGGCCAUGCCCUCUGAGCACUUAACAAGAGUGUGUUAGUUCCAGCCCGAGCCCUGUAGCCGCCUCCCUGCCGCCCACAGGGGCAGAAUGCCCAGGAACCGACUGUGAACACCCUCCCCUUCCACUGGGAAUGCCACUGAGGGAUCCCUCCCAGCUGUCUCCUGUCUUCUCCAUGAUGUCAAGGUGAGCUGGAGUCAUCCUGGCCCAAGGCUCUCUGUCCCCAGGGAGAAGCUGUUGCUGUCAGUCAUUCUAGAGCACUGCUGAAGGUAGUGUCCGCGGUGGUGGGCAGUGAGCUCGUCUCUGCUGUGAGGACCGGGACCCAGCCCUUCCGGGGACCUGGCCCCAGAGGGGGACCCUGGCCCUAGGACGCCCGGAGCCUGCCGACUGUCCCACAGUGGUGGGGAAGGCCCACACCCUAAAAAGAACCCAGGCUCCAGACCGCUGGAGUCCACGGGCCUGCCACGGGCCAGUAGGAAAUGGGAUAUCACCCCAAAGUGACCUUUCCAGUGGGCUUAUCCAGCUGGCAGUCACUGCCCCUGCCUUCUAUGCAGAGCUGGCUGGCGUGGGGGCCGGGCCCUCCUGCCCCAAAGCAGCCUCUCUGUGUACCCCCUGCUCCUGCACGGCUCUGGCUGAACUGGGGAGCUCUCUAUGGGCGGCAGAAGCCACUGUUGUCGAGGCCGGGUACUGCGAGGACGAAGUGCUCAGAGGGCCUGGGAGCCCAGGAGACAAGAAAGCGUGUGGUUUGUACGUUCAAAAGGGACAAUCGCUGGCAGUUAGUAGAUCUAGUGAUCUAGUUGAGCGAGAACAGUGUUUAACCCGUAUGAAGUAUUCGAUAGCUCUACUUGUGAAUUUGUAUUUAUUUUGAGUUAUACUUGACACGAUUCCUUUUUUUUUUUUUAAAGAAAAAUACUAUGUGUGUAUUUUGAAAAGAAAAUUCAUAGAUGUUAAAAUUUUUUCUGGUUACCAAUUUUUUCUCACAACACUGAAUUUGUUACCUUCUCCCGAAAAAUCUCGACAGUGAUUUUUGUCUGUAUAUAUUUGAGGGGCCUUUUUUUAAAAAAAAAAAAAAAAGAAAAGAAAAAAGAAAAAAUAUAAUUGCUUGAUCUUUGAGAUUAAAAAAAAACAAAAAAGAGAGGCAUUUUCAAACCUUUGGAGAUUUCAGGAGGGCAGUAGAAUAUCAAACGAAGAUUUCUGGAAGUAUUUUGCAAACCUUUCUGGUUGAGCUGCAAGAAAAUAUUUAUGGUGAUAACUUUUCUCUUUUUUCCUGUUGGUUUUUUGUUUCGUUUUGUUUUUGGUUUGAUUUUUUUUUUUUUUUACUAUGCUUUGAUCUGUAAAAAGUAUGCAACUGAACUACAUUAAGAAGGAAAUAUUGUCUACAUAGAAUAUUAUAUGAAGUUGGUACAUAAUUCUGAUGAGGAAAAAAAAUCUUUGCAAUUCUUUAAGCCAUAUUGUUGUUAUUCUGUGUUGUUUUCCUUGGAUGAAAAUAUCAGUAUUAAGUAGCCAAGCAUAUUAUCCAAGUGCUUAGACUUAUUAAUAUGUUCGUGUCCUGUAUUUAUACGUAUGUGUAUUUUGGAAAGUAUUGCUUUUUUUUAAGGGAAGCUAUUAUGAGGUAACAUAGCCGAAAAGGGAAUAGUGACCCCUUUGAGCCUCUUCAGCUGAGGAUAACAAACACAGCAUUGUAAUCCAUUCUCUUGCACCUUCUUAUUAUUAUCUUGUUACUAUGGUUAUUAACUUUGUAGGGGGGCAGGGAGUGGGCCAGGGGAAGAGGGGCGUAUCAGUAUUACAGAGCCAGCAUAUUAUCACUAACCGGCCCCUCCAUGAUUGGCCAGAGCCGAAGAUGGCCUCCUUGGCCUGGUGGAGGGCUCGGGUCAGCAGGGCCCAGCAGGGAAGACGAAGCAGGAGGCAGACUUCUUUGGACGCCCCUCUUUGGAGUUUUGCCGUCUGAGCCACGCCUCUGGGCCCUAUGCUCUUUGAACUUGGAUUUGUCAGCCGGAGCCCUUACACCUGCCCUCCAACAUCUAAUAGACUUGAAUCUACUCUAAAUGAAUAUUUAAUCCAACAUCACUACAUUGUAGCCCAGUGCAACAACUAACCCUGAAGUUUGGGAGGCGUUCCGGCCUUCAGGGAGGUGGCUGAGCCGUCCCCCAGGGGCUGGUGGCAGAAGGGCUCAUCACUGUCUGUUGCCAGCCUCGCCGUUGGACCUCCUCCACUCCCGUGUGGUGACCCUGUCCGUGUCUGUAUCUGUUAAUAUGUGUGUGUCCAGCUAAAGAGACAAACAGAACCCGUGGGCCCAGCUCGGAGGGUGUGUGGAGAAGGCUCCCGGCCUCUCUGAAGGGCUGCCCUCGGGAUGGCAUUCCGUUGUGUGCCUUAUUCCUGGAAAAUCUGUAUACAGCUUGCCUAUAGCAAUAUAGCCUUUUCGUGCUGUAUUAAAAGAACUUUUAAAAGCGA